Messenger RNA from Mercenaria mercenaria, 621 nucleotides. Its product is annotated as organic cation transporter protein-like. The record is from RefSeq and is a predicted model, not a curated record. Lineage: Eukaryota; Metazoa; Mollusca; Bivalvia; Venerida; Veneridae. The transcript is spliced from 2 exons. Gene Ontology annotation, biological process: transmembrane transport. Gene Ontology annotation, molecular function: transmembrane transporter activity. Gene Ontology annotation, cellular component: membrane. The coding region runs from base 99 to 617 and encodes 172 amino acids.
ACAUAUCUAUUUGUCCACGCGUCAAGUUUGGUUUAUAUUUUCAGUGGGGCAUUGUUUGCAGUCACAAAUGGAUUGUCGCGUUAAUCACAUCUCUUCAGAUGGUUGGUGUUUUGUUUGGAUGUCUUUUUUCAAGCUAUUUAGCUGACUAUAUUGGUCCGAAACGCACGUUUUUCUCUGGACAAUUGACUGUAAUAAUCUUCAAUUUUGUUGGCAUUUACUCCACUUACGCAGAGUUGUAUAUUUUAAUCAGAAUACUUAUUGGGUUAGGUAUCGGUUUGUCUGUCACUGUGCAGUUUGCAUUAAUGAUCGAAUAUGUGCCUGCUAAAUUAGUACCUGUAGUAUCAGCAGUACCUUCAGUAUCUAUUGGAGGGUGUUUAUUUGCUCCCGUUGUAUGGUGGCUUCAUGACUGGAAGAUGUUCCAUUUGUUCAUCACUGUUGCAGGAUUACCGUCCCUGCUUUUAUUUUGGUGUGUUCCCGACAGCUUUAGAUGGCAAAUGAUAAAAUAUAAACAGGCAACUGCUGCUAGAACGUACCGUAUGAUCGCAUGGGUAAACAGAAAAGAAAAACCUGACGUCAACGACCUAUUAACAGACUGUUUCAGAGCUAGAGGACUAUAAGAAU